Messenger RNA from Physcomitrium patens, 2714 nucleotides. RefSeq names its product putative glycerol-3-phosphate dehydrogenase [NAD(+)] 2, cytosolic. Gene Ontology annotation, cellular component: cytosol. Gene Ontology annotation, molecular function: glycerol-3-phosphate dehydrogenase [NAD(P)+] activity; NAD binding. The record is from RefSeq and is a predicted model, not a curated record. Gene Ontology annotation, biological process: carbohydrate metabolic process; glycerol-3-phosphate catabolic process. Lineage: Eukaryota; Viridiplantae; Streptophyta; Bryopsida; Funariales; Funariaceae.
CACUUUUCAGUCACCAUUGCGCAUGUAAACUGGCUCUAGUCGAUAGUUUAUUUUCUUUCUUUCUGCAUUUGCGCAGUUCAGGGUCAUUCACCACAGUUUCAGUGCACGUGUCAUUCAAUUGAGAGUGGGGGGUUAGAGUUCCUAGCUUGCAUGGUCAAUUGAUUGUUGAAUCCGAAGCUGUAACGAACGUCUUCGAUUGAAUUGAUCGUCUGUGGUGUUUGAUUCUAGGGGGUUCUGCCUCUGCAUUCGUGGUUGAACUCCAGAGUGAUCGUGGCGUGAGAAUGUGAGCUCUUGUCACUGAUCAAAGAGUUUUCUGAGGUUGAGCUGUCGAGGCCUGAGUUUUAGAGGUUCGAACCUAAACUAAAUUUGGGAGAGGGAGGCAUGGCUAGGUGGAAAGCUCUCGACGAAGGAGUUCUAACAAGCCGUAACUUGUUGUAACCGAUUAGCUGCAUUAAUUUCGUUGCACGCGAUCCAGGUUGUGAGUCGGAAAUGUUGCAGCAGACUGCACGAGACGUCUGGGAGAAGUUAGACGCAACUGAUCAUCGACGAUCUUUUUUUUAACCUUUCGUGAUCAGUUGUAGCUCAAAUUCAUGAAUAAUGGCUCGCUGGAGUCCAGAACCUCACCUGGGAUCGAUUUGCAUUUCACUUAACUUCGUGAUGAUCGAUUAAGUAUGCAGUUUAGGGUUUGUUACUUGGGAGCCACUGACGGAUGACGUCACUGGUGUUUACCACCCAUGUUCCGGUUUAAUGCUCUCAUGAACUUCACCCAACUGGUAUCGAAUUGAAUUCCUCUAACUUUUAGGUUGAUUGAAUCUGCUCGCACGCAUCAUUGUCGUUCUCUUUUCUUUUUCUUUAAGCGCCCGCCACUUUCGAUUAAGGACACAGGUUUGUCUUCGGAUUUUUUUAUUCCUCCCAGAUUAGGUGCCCUCCGUGCACCCUGCAAUCGGUCUGCUGGGCACCCAAGUAACGAUGGACGAAUCAGGGAAUGUAAACCAUGUCGCAAACGGGCAUACGAACGGCGUGCAGACGGAGGAGGAGAAGGUUAUCGAGACGCACAACAACGAGGCCAGGUUGCGUAAGUUUAGAGAAGCGCUUGGGAAGGCUGAGGGAGACCCGUUGCGUGUAGUGGGGGUGGGUGCGGGAGCUUGGGGUAGUGUCUUCAUUGCCAUGCUGCAGGAUACCUACGGAGCUUUCCGUGAUUCUAUACAGCUACGGUUGUGGAGAAGAGGAGGGAAGGAGGUGGAUCGUCAAACGGCAGAGCAUCUGUUUGAGGUGAUAAAUUCUCGGGAAGACGUGCUACGUCGUCUUAUUCGCAAAUGUGCGUAUCUCAAAUACGUAGAAGGCCGGCUUGGGGAACGAAUUCUCUACGCCGACGAGAUACUCCGAGAUGGUUUUUGUGUGAACAUGAUUGAUACUCCUCUGUGUCCUUUAAAGGUGGUCACCAAUCUCGAAGAGGCCGUGUGGGACGCAGAUAUUGUUGUUGCAGGUCUUCCCUCCACCGAAAUUCGGCGAGUUUUCAAAGAUAUCGGUCGGUACUGGAGGGAGCGGCGCACCAAGCCCAUCAUCAUCUCUCUGGCAAAGGGUGUGGAGACUGCCUUGGACCCUCACCCCCACAUCAUCACUCCUACCCAGAUGAUUGUGGAUAUGACCGGAGUGCCUUCUGAGAAUGUCCUAUAUCUUGGAGGUCCAAAUAUUGCUUCUGAAGUUUAUAACAAGGAGUACGCCAAUGCACGGAUCUGUGGGUCAGAGAAAUGGCGGAAGCCGCUGGCAAAGUUUCUGCGCCAGCCACAUUUUAUUGUGUGGGACAAUCCUGACAUUAUCACACAUGAGGUCAUGGGAGGUCUUAAGAAUGUGUACGCCAUUGGUGCUGGAAUGGUCGGCGCUUUAACUAAUGAGUCAGCCACAAGCAAGGCCGUGUAUUUUUCACACUCGACAUCAGAGAUGAUUUAUAUCACUCGUUUACUGGCAGAGAACCCAGGUCCACUGGCUGGUCCAUUGCUUGCAGAUACUUACGUUACGCUUUUGAAAGGUCGGAAUGCAUGGUAUGGAGGAAAACUUGCUAAAGGAGAAAUUACCAUUGAAACGGGUGAUACCUUCAGCGGGAAGGGUACGAUUCAGGGUAUCUCUGCCGUGGAGGCAUUCUAUGAGUUGUUGCGACAGCCUUCCUUAAGCGUGAUGCAUCCUGAGCUUGGCAAGCCAGUCCGACCUGUUGAGCUAUGCCCCAUCCUUCGAGCUUUAUACAAGAUUCUUAUUCAAAAAACUGCUUCCAUCACAGCCAUUGUGGAAGGCUACAUGAGCGAAUAUGAUCCUAGGCAUCUUGUCCAACUUGAAGAUGCAUACAUUCCCCAACUUCUGCGUCGUGAGCCCCAACAGAAGCUGACAAAUAUUAAUUCGACGCAAUCUGUAUAAUACAACUGGAACGAUAAUUAUGAAUGUUUUUUGAAGUCUCAGCCUCCUUAUUCACAGGGUUGACAAACCUCAUGUAAUUAUAUGCAACAGAAGUACUUGAUAAGAUCCUGCUGCGAGUUUUUUACAAGGUGUUAGCUGUCCUGAUUCCUGAGAGCGCUCUUUGUUUCAGAUUGCAGACACGGGCUACUUAGAUAAGGUUUUAUUGCUUGAACAAGUAUGCUAUCUAUAGAAGCAAUAUGGUUACUUGACAUGGAUGGCAGGUCUGGAAUUUUUUUCGAAUGAUUAAUCAAUUCUUGUUUCUCAAA